Messenger RNA from Echinococcus granulosus, 2880 nucleotides. RefSeq names its product Activin receptor type-2A. Gene Ontology annotation, cellular component: plasma membrane; signaling receptor complex. Bases 1 to 2880 code for a protein of 959 amino acids. Gene Ontology annotation, biological process: cell surface receptor protein serine/threonine kinase signaling pathway; protein phosphorylation; cellular response to growth factor stimulus. The record is from RefSeq and is a predicted model, not a curated record. Lineage: Eukaryota; Metazoa; Platyhelminthes; Cestoda; Cyclophyllidea; Taeniidae. The transcript has 14 exons. Gene Ontology annotation, molecular function: ATP binding; transmembrane receptor protein serine/threonine kinase activity.
AUGAUCUUUGCAAUAAAGGAUUUCGAGUGUAUGGAGCAUGUUAUGCUGUUGCUCAAGAAUGCCUGUUACUGCCGUACAAGAACGCUGUCAGGACAUGGGCAUGACCAGAUUGUCACGCAGCCAGAUGGAAGUACAGCCCACAGAGACAGUCCGCAAAACAUACUGAGUUCCGCCGAUUUACGUUGGAUUGUGAUUGUUUCUGGCUCUGUCCUGCUGCAUGUGUACAUCAAUAAAAUGGAACAAAUAAGCUGUUAUUGUACGCCAGAUCAGCCUGGCUGCAACCCGAUUACAAGGAAGAUUUUAUGCAAAUCUGGCCAACAGCAUUGUCUUCUGAGUCUAAAACAACUUGAUGAUCAUUCUAAUCGGACACAUUUGCAAGGCUGCUGGUACUGGCGCAGCAAUAACGAUUUUGUUUUUGAGUCAAACGUAUGUUAUGUUGUUUCCAACAAGAAGGGAUACGUUACUUGUUGUUGCAAGGGUGAUUCGUGCAAUGUACCUCACAUCCCUAUAAAGCAAAUCGUAAUUGAUCAAGGUGACCCUACCCACUCCGGUCCAUUCAACCGUUCUCUAGGAAACCACAUCUCUACCACUAAGAUAGGUGUCUUGGCAUCGUUCUCCAGUAAUCCAACCCUCUUCUACGCGGUCGCAUUGCCUCUUCUUCUUUUGGUUCUCUUGAUUUUCAUCUUCAUUUUCCUUUUGUGUCGUCGAUGUAAGACUUCUGCUCAUCCGCUUGGAAGUUCCGCCAUUGGAGGCAGCUCCAAGUCUAAAGACGACGAACACCAAUUUUGUGCUUCUGGGAAUAUUGUGUGCCGUUCAUGCCCGUUGAACGGAGCCCCUUGUGUUUUUUGUGGCAAAGGCUUUCUAACCCAGGUAGAUGGCUCCUCAUCCAUGCCACAGUUGGUUCGUCCAGUCCUUGGAGGCGGUUGGCUCGCAGAGGGUGAAAUUGAAGAGCUUUCGAGGAUAUGCACAAAGGUGAAAAGAUGUUCUCGUGGUCGUUUUGGUGAAGUAUGGCUGGGUCGAAUGACUGAAGUCGUAUCCGGUCUGCCUACCUCUCGUGAAGUAGCCAUCAAGGUAUUUCCUGAGGCGGAAAAAAAAAGCUGGGAAACCGAAUUGGAAUUAUACCGGCUUCCGCGUUUGAAACACCCCAACAUUCUACAUUACAUUGGUAUCGACAAAGUUACCAGGGUUUCGUCGGAGGAAGGAGAAAAUGAUCAAAACAGCGGUGUUGGCGAAGGUGGUACAGUAGCUGAAUACUGGCUUGUGACGGACUAUCUCGCCUUCGGCUCUGUGUUUGAUUAUAUCCACAGCAGGGAGCUUUCCUGGGGUCAGAUGCUGUGGAUAGCUAUGGGAAUGGCUCGUGGACUCAGUUACUUGCACACAGAACUUCCUCGCACCGUCUCUCAGUACCCCAAACCGAGCAUAGCACACAGGGACUUUAAAUCUCGCAACGUCCUUCUCAAACCCGACCUCACUCCGUGCAUCAGCGAUCUAGGGCUGGCUACUCGACUUGAAACUGGCCGUGGCUUUGGCGACGCCCACCUACAGCACACGCGCUGGGGCGUGUUUGCACUUGCACACGCGGAGGGGUCAGCUCUUACCCAGCACGCGCGUAUGGGCUUGCUGAUUGAUUUAUAUGUUACCGCUACCGGGUUCAAGGCCAUCGCUGUCCUGUGUUGGAGCGUGAACGAUAUCACUUUUGCGCAUAACAACCAGGACAGCGACCAGACCACUCCAAUUGGUGUUGGUACGGCGCGCUACAUGGCUCCAGAGGUGUUGGACGGGGCGAUACAGUUCACAAGAGACGCCUUUCUUCGAAUUGACGUUUACGCACUGGGUUUGGUGAUUUGGGAGUUGAUGACACGAGCUCAUGGGCCUGGUGACACUCCGCCUGACGAGAACGCUCCUCCGCGCCUACCGCCCUACAUGGCUCCCUUUGAGGCCGAGGUGGGACCAAUCCCCACCAUGGACAAACUGCAACACUAUGUUGCAAAACUCAAGAAUCGCCCUCGGGCCUGCUCGUGGUGGGAAAAUGAUCAGGCUUUCAUGCAGCUGUGGGAGACUGUACAGGACAGUUGGGACCACGACGCCGAAGCACGUAUCACGGCCGGUUGCAUCGCAGGGAGAAUUCAGAAUCUCAGUCAAAGGUAUCCUCCUUUGCGCGACGAUCCCGCUAGUCUGAUGCCUUUCCUUGCCCCAACGUCAUCGAUCAAUACCUCCGCAUCCUCGUCACUGGAGGUCAUCGAAGUAACUCCCGUUGCUUCCGAACCAAAUCCCGAUGCUGUGCCCCUCCUCGCCCCCUCAUCCACUUCUUAUCCCGACCCUAGUGCCGCCGCCACUGUUGGUCCUGCCACCCCGGCCGAGAGCGAAAACACGACUACAGUGGAGGAUACGAAAGAAGACGGAGAGAGGAUGGGGGCAAGGCUGGAAGAGCGUGAAGUCACCGUGGGCUCCCUGCGUAGCGAGGCUCUGCGGCGUAAGGAACGUCUCAUUAAUCUACGCAAGCAGGCACAAAAAGUGGACCUAUCCGGCACCGGUCUAACGCUCAAUGCGGAGGGAGAACUACCCAAGCCCAUAUUUCGUAACUACAAGCCCAUUUCUGAGGAGCUGAAACCCGGUCAGCUACCCGAGGGCGCAAUGAUUGAUCUUGACGCAUACGUCGCGGAACAGCUGGAGGCGGCAAAGGCGCAAUCCGUUGUCGAUGAAGUGAAUUUGUUCAAUUUGGCCCCUCGAAAACCCGAUUGGGACUUAAAACGUGGCGUGGAGAAGAAGCUGAAGAAGCUUGAACGAAGGACACAGCGAGUAAUUGCCGAACUAAUUCGCGAGCGGCUGAGGGCAUCAGAAAACUCUUCUGCCAUUGUUGGAGAUCCGUCGGAGCUCUAG